Molecule: messenger RNA, 1177 nt
Organism: Humulus lupulus (European hop)
Lineage: Eukaryota; Viridiplantae; Streptophyta; Magnoliopsida; Rosales; Cannabaceae
Exons: 1
Coding region: 326-919 (197 amino acids)
Source: RefSeq, a predicted model, not a curated record
GUAAUAAUUUCAUUGAAAAAAAUGUCACGACUCCCCUCCCUAGUGAAAGAAUAGGUAGUUAAGACAAACACAGUUAAUGAAGAAUGGGACACAUCAUCACAUUAUUCUCUUCUGACCUCUACUGAAAAAUGAGCUCAAUAGUCCUGACCGUUAGAUUUUUUCACAAAGAAGAAACUCAUCGAGAUCCGACUUGAUCAAGAGCCUUAGACCAACCUUUAUCUCACUUCCAAAAACUAGUAACUAAAUCAAGACUGUAAAAGUGAACUGUGAGUCAGAGUCUCCAAGUUUUCAACUUUAGCAGUCAAAAGCUCCAAUAACCCCAUUCAUGGCGGACUACGAAACCAACCACCACCAUCACCACCAACACCAACAGCCAAUGAUCCCCAAGGAGACCGCUCUCCAAGCCUUAAACACCAUCAUCCAGCUCCAUUUCGAGAAGACCCUCGAGAAGAAACGCGCCAUAGACCUCCAGAAGAAGGAACUUCACAAGUUCUUCCUGCUUUUCUUCAUCUUCUUGGGUCUCGUCUUCUUGGCCGAAUCUCAGUCCCUUCGGCUCCAAUGUCGCCAUUGCUGGGUACCCAUUAUCCUCCUUUCCUUGGCCCAUCUUAUAUUCUACGUCUCCGUGGCACAGACCCUCAGAUGCAUCAAUGGGUUCAAGUACCAGAGGCGGUGCCACAAGCUCACCCUUGGACUCGCCACCGAGAAGCUCAGGGAGAUGAAGAUGAGAAUUGUUAAUGGUGGUGGAGGGCCUGGUGGAGAGUUUGAUGGAGUUGGGGACGACGAGUUCGAGAUUCAUUACCAGGAACCACCUGAGAGCUACUUUGGUAAGUUCAAGAGAAAUUGGGCUCUGCAUUUUGGCUUCUUGAUCCUGAUCUAUGGGUUUAUGGUUUCCUCUUCUGUUGUUCUUCUAUGCUUUUAGAUUUUUUUCCUUUAUUUUUUGUUGCAAUUAGAGAUUUAAAUUAUCAAAUGGGCAUUUAAUGAUUUGAUAUUUUUUUUGUUGGGGAUAUGAAAAUAUGGGACGGAAACGGAAUCCGACUCUGAAAUCAAUGACCAUAUUUGUUGGGUGCUAUAUAUAUGUAUUCCUUUGUUUCAGAAGAAUUAUUUCAGAUAUUCAUGGUUUUUUUUUUAAUUAUGAGAAAAAGAGGGAAGAUUUUGUAUGAGAAGGCCUUCUUGCUUU